GGGAUUUUGUCUUCUCUCCGUUUUGUCUCAGGCGCUCAGGAGUUCCUGGUCUCAGAGUCCCCUGGAGAAGGCUGGAGAGCGGUCCUUUCCGCCUCACACCCCAUGGUCGGAGCCUCCAAUGGUGCUCACAGCUCGCACAUGGGACUGAAAGUCAGAGUCGCCACCUCACACGCGUCUGGGCCGGGACAGGGACCGCCAUUCUCGCAGCGGCUUCUACUCCCGCCCUGCUGUGCCCACAGAGGGCAAUGGCGGCGCCCGUGUGGAGGCGCGGGGCUGCGGUUGGCGUGACCUUUGAGGACAUUGCCCUGUACUUCUCCAGGGAGGAAUGGAGCCUCCUUGAUGAGGGUCAGAGACAGCUGUACCUGAAUGUGAUGCUGGAGAACUUUGAACUUAUAUCCUCCCUGGGUUGCUGCUGUGGAGCAGAGAAUGUGGAGGCAGCGACUGAGAAGAACAUUUCUGUAAGAGUGUCACAGGCAAGGAAUCCCAAGUUAGCCUUGUCUUCCCACAGGAGCCACCCCUGUGAGAGUUGUGGGCUAGUCUUGGGAAACAUUUUCCACGUGAUGGAGCUGCAGGGAACACAACACGGACAGAUACUGUUGAGGUGUGGGGCGUGUGCAAAACGGUUUUACUUCAGUGUAAAAUUUCACCAGCAGCAUGUGAAAGAGAAGACUUUCACUAGAGGUGUGGACAGGAUCUCACUUGCAAACAGCUGCAAUUUCAAUGUGUCCCAGAAUCGUUUCACAUGCGGGGAGGUUGGGCAGGGUGUCCUCACCGAAUCAAGACAUCUCCACCUAAAGGCUCCUCAGACCAGGGACCGUCCAAAUGCUAUUUCAACACCAGGGAUGACGUUUCAAAGGAGAAAAAAUUAUUUCAGCAGAAAAGAAUGUAAGAAAGACAUUAAUUGCACCUACACCUUUAUUCAGGAAAAGGGUGUACAUGCUGGAAGUCAGUGUUUUGUGUGCUCUGAAUGUGGGAAAGCUUUUACCAGUAGAAAUGGCCUCCAUUAUCACCUGAGUGUUCACAGUGGAGAAAGGCCUUAUGAAUGCAAUGAAUGUGGGAAAUCUUUUCCCAGAAGCACUGACCUUCGUCGUCAUCAGAGAGUUCACACUGGAGAAAGGCCUUAUAAAUGCAGUGAGUGUGGGAAAUCUUUUUCCACUAGCAGUGAUCUUCAUUGUCAUCAGAGAAUUCACACUGGAGAAAAGCCUUAUACGUGCAGUGAAUGCGGAAAAUCUUUUAGCAGCAGCACUGCCCUUCAUUGUCAUCAGAGAAUUCACACUGGAGAAAAGCCUUAUAAAUGCAGCGAAUGUGAGAAACAUUUUACCUGGAGCAUUACCCUGCGUCGUCAUCAGAGAGUUCAUACAGGAGAAAAGCCUUGUAAAUGAAGUGAAUGUGAGAAAUCUUUUUCAAGGAGCAGUGGUCUCCAAUAUCAUCAGAGAGUUCACAUUGGAGAAAGCCAUUAUGAGUGUAAUUAAUGUGAGUUCUCUCGCAGCCAAAUUUCUAAAUUUGCUCUGCACAAAAGAGCCCAAAUGUGAGAAAUUUCUUAGAUGUAUAGGAAAUGUAGUUUCUUAGUUAGGACUUAACAAUAGAAUAAGAAUAUUUGUGAAGUCUCAUUUGUCUGAAUUAUAUCUCAUACAUUUAAUCACCUACAUUAUGUAACAUCCCCCCAGCUGUUUUUGUUGUUGUGUUUGUUAGUAUUUGUGUUGGUAUCCUAUGUAUCUAUGUUGCACUUUCUAACAUACAGAGAGGUGUUGCCAGGUCUAUGUCACUGCAUAUUUCUGUUGCUGAAGGUAUUUCUCCUGGACCACCUAUAAGGUCCCUACAGAUGGCAUCAAUCACCAUCCUCAUGUGCCCAGGGAAGCUCUUUGUCUAAUUUGUUGAAGAAAAUGAGGAAUACCUGAGCCCUUAGUUCUUACUUGUUUCCUGUUAUGAGUUGUCACAUAGGAUUCAUUACUGUUGGCCCCAGGAAACAUAAUGUUGCAGAGGAACUGCCAUUUUCAGGGACAUGCUUUCCCUGAAUGCCAGUGAUUAAUUUAUUGAGUGCCUAAGUCAUCAAUGGAAGAACUGCCAGUCUCAUGUCUCUUUGGUUUUUGAAAUAAUGAAGGCUUUUCCGUAAGAUUGCUUUAAUGCUGGGUGUUCUAUUGACUCUAUGGGUUAGUUUAUAAGGAGAUCUGGGCUCUCCAAGCAUGAUGAGGUGAAAAACUUAUAUGAGGUCUCAAACAUUUUUGCCCUUGGGGGAAGACUAUGAUGCAGAAAUUAACUCAGUAGUUUUUUCUAAAUUUACAUUCUUGCCCAUAUUUUCCUAGGAAACACUGUGGAGUCUAGUCUCAAAGAUGGAUGCUUUGAGACUCAGAGAUCACUCCAAAGAGGGGGUAGCUGUGACAAUCUCAAGUAUGUUUGGGAGCAGUGUGAAUUUUUUUUCUUUUGUUCAAGGGAUACUAAGACAAUAGAAGGGAACCUCCUGCCCUGGUCUUGCAGAGGGCCAUGUGCCCUGAUGCCUUCAAUUCCAUGGGUGAUGGUCACUGGUUGGAGGACCAUCGCAGUGAGAGGAAACCCUUUCACUGCAGAAACACUGACCUAGUUGUUGUUGGACGAGACUGCAGCCCAUCAAGUGGAAUGGUCCUCAUCUAACUGUGCAUCCAGGAAUGUUUCUGAGGAAAAGACUAUAGGAGUGGUGUGUACACAGAUCUGAGGGACUCCAGGCAUGUUUAUCUUCUGUAGAGCAAUCAAUGUCAUUGAAUAUAAUCGAGGUUUUGUGGCUUCCUGUCACCUCCUAUAUGUUCCCAUCAGAGCCAUUGGUGUGCUGGCAGCAAAACCAAGACAAAGACAAAGGGUGUCUUUAGUCCAGGGAUGUCGCUUUUGUGAAGUAUAGUGUUUCAUAAAUCUUAACAUGUGCGUGAAACUGAAACCAUCAUUUAUACACAUAAUCCUGACCAUAUCUGUCACUGUGAACUUGCUUCAUGACCUCUUUUAAUCUCUCCCUGUUCUUUACAGCUUUCCUAGUAACCAUGGAUUUACAUUCCUUUUUAAUAGAUUACAUUUUCUAAAUAUAUUUCUGCUUUAAUUUAUGUUUCAUCCACACUUGGAGAUUUAUUAAAGAUAUAUUAGUAACUCAUCUUUUUUUGUUCUGAGAAACAGUCGUAUAUUUGAAUUUAUCACCAACAGUUUAUCCAUUUUUUAUAAAUAUUUAUUUAAUAAAGCUGAUACAAACAUU
This is a messenger RNA of Myotis daubentonii (Daubenton's bat), 3211 nucleotides long. RefSeq names its product zinc finger protein 211-like. Gene Ontology annotation, cellular component: nucleus. Gene Ontology annotation, biological process: regulation of transcription by RNA polymerase II. NCBI's taxonomy places the organism in Eukaryota, Metazoa, Chordata, Mammalia, Chiroptera, Vespertilionidae. Gene Ontology annotation, molecular function: DNA-binding transcription factor activity, RNA polymerase II-specific; RNA polymerase II transcription regulatory region sequence-specific DNA binding. The record is from RefSeq and is a predicted model, not a curated record.